GAUAGCGCUCUGACUGCGCUAAAAUCGGAGAAGACAUUUUUGUCGAAACGUCAAAACAACGGUUAUUGAUGGAUUCUGGCAUAAAAAGAGAAUAACCAUGACGAUUCAUAACUUGUAUAUUUUUUCGAAAACUGGAAUAUUAUUGUAUUAUGCUGAGUGGAAUAGGUUAAAUAAAUCGGGGAUAACAAAGGAGGAGGAAGCAAAAUUGAUGUAUGGAAUGUUAUUUUCUAUAAAAUCGUUUGUAAGUAAAAUCUCACCGUUGGAUCCUAAGGAAGGAUUUUUGUAUUACAAGACAAGCAAAUAUACACUUCAUUAUUUUGAAACACCAUCAGGACUUAAGUUUGUCUUGAAUACCGAUAACGCGAGUCAGAAUGCCAGAGAAUUAUUGCAACAAUUGUACAGAGAAGUAUAUUUGGAAUAUGUAGUAAAAAAUCCACUAUGCCAAUUAAAUGAACCUAUACAAAGUGAAUUAUUUAAAAUAAAAGUAGAUGAAUUAUUUAAAAAAUCUCCUCUAUUUUUAAGUCGAUCAUUAUAAAUAAUAAAAAAUAAAUUCUUUAUAUACAUAUAUAUACAAAAGGAGCUGAGUAUUUUUUAAUAACA
Molecule: messenger RNA, 600 nt
Organism: Camponotus floridanus (Florida carpenter ant)
Lineage: Eukaryota; Metazoa; Arthropoda; Insecta; Hymenoptera; Formicidae
Gene: Bet5
Product: trafficking protein particle complex subunit 1
Exons: 3
Coding region: 98-535 (145 amino acids)
Biological process (GO): endoplasmic reticulum to Golgi vesicle-mediated transport
Cellular component (GO): TRAPP complex
Source: RefSeq, a predicted model, not a curated record